AUGAGACCAUCACAAUAUCUCCUUAACGCGGCUAAAAAAGCUAGCGGAACAAAAGUCCCCCUAGAAUUGACUCCUUUAUUUAUGGCAGUUGGUGUAGCACUAAUGUCUGGUACAUGGUUUACGUAUAAAAAAUUAACAUAUGACGACUCUUUGCGCAUAAUACACAACCCUGAUCAAUCAAGUCUGGAGGAGGUUUUAGCAGAAGCAGAUAAAGAGAAGAAAUAA
Naumovozyma dairenensis CBS 421 is the source of this 225-nucleotide messenger RNA. RefSeq names its product Mra1p (gene MRA1). The record is from RefSeq and is a predicted model, not a curated record. The coding region runs from base 1 to 225 and encodes 74 amino acids. The transcript has 2 exons. NCBI's taxonomy places the organism in Eukaryota, Fungi, Ascomycota, Saccharomycetes, Saccharomycetales, Saccharomycetaceae.